Messenger RNA from Chinchilla lanigera (long-tailed chinchilla), 1105 nucleotides. Its product is annotated as transmembrane protein 217. Bases 62 to 634 code for a protein of 190 amino acids. The transcript has 2 exons. The record is from RefSeq and is a predicted model, not a curated record. Lineage: Eukaryota; Metazoa; Chordata; Mammalia; Rodentia; Chinchillidae.
CUCCUGGGCCCCCUCGCUCAGUUCUGAACCGUGCAGCUGACUGUCACCACCGAGGGCCGCGAUGGACAUGCAGGGGUCUGCUGGGAGAACAGGCCUGGGCGUGAAGGAGGCGCGCUGGUACGGGAUGACGGCCCGCAGGGGCACGGUGCUGGCGGGCUCCUUCUCCAUCAUGGUCACGCACCUGUACCUCAUCUUCGAGCGGAAGCACCUGGCCUUGGUCAACUGCACCGAGCCCGCCCUGGCCAGCAGGGGCAUCCAGGACGUCUUCAGCCGCUUCAUCAUCUGCUGGAGCCUGGCCAUCAUGGUGCUCCUGGCGCUGGUCACCCUUGCAGUCAGCACCUUCCUCCUGUACUCCGUGUACGCCCAGGUCUACCGGGGCCUGCUGCUCUACAUCUUCUGGAUCACCUGCUUUGAGGCCGUCAACCUGGCCGUGCAGAUCCUCACCGACAGCUUCAGCAGCGGGGCCAUCAGAGCCAUGCGCUGGUUCUGCUUCCUGUCCCGCACGGUCACGCACUGCUUCUGGCUGUCCUUCGUGGUCACCUACGCGCGCCUGAGCUACAAGAGCCAACAGCAGGGUGACAUCCUGUCCUACAGAAGGCGCGGCUCCACAGCCACCAGGAAGUCACAGUGGUAGCAGCGAGGCCGGGGUGGCCUUGGUCUUCUUCCCCAGGGACGUCCCGCCCCGUGCUUAGGGUGCCUCUGUUUCCCUUUAUUUUGUUGUUGUUUGCUUUGCCCGAGCCCGUGCUGCCACUCUUCCGGGGGAACGCGCCCAGGAAACUCAAUGGCCAGCACAGCUGGGGCACCCGGGCCUGGAGGCCUGGAACAGCCCCGCGGAGGACCAGAGCCCCACCUUCCGCCUUCCGCUCGGGUCAGUCCCACCUUCUCGGGCAAAACCCGAGCGCACAGCGGCCCUGCGGCACCUUCAACCCCUACCCUCGCUCCUGACUUAACCCGGGAAGGGCGCCGCCGCGUUUACACCUGGGGUCCUGGCAACACAGAGGAUUCUCUUGGCCGCGCCGCGGGUUUGGGCUGCGGCUGCCUCGCUGAAUCCCCUAUGCUGAAUUCUACAGCAAUAGAACAAUAAAAAUAGAGAAAAAAAAUCGUU